AUGAAUGAAAAGACUGUCUCGAGGCAAUCACUGUCUAAGAUGCUCAAACGUUUUACGUUUUUUAGUGCCCUUCUUCUCUUUGUCGGGUUGGUUUUGUUUUUCUACCCUCAGUCCGAACUGGGUUUGCGCCCAUGGAACGGCGAUAUGGGAUCACAAGCAGAAGUAGCUUUUGGUGCAAAACGGGAAUAUGUGCUCAGGAGAGACGACAACAAGGAUGAUAAGAAAGACGACAAGAAAGACGACAAGAAAGACGACAAGAAGGACGACAAGAACGAUAACAAGGACGAUAACAAAGACGACAAGAAGAAGUCAAAACAUAAGGAGUUCACCAAAUCUACAGGCUUCAAAAUUUUGGUCGCCAUCGGGGUUUUUGUCGCUCUCAAUGUGGUAACUAUCACUAUCCAUCACAUGGUGCAAAAAGUGAGCCGGUCUACCAAUCUGUACCGUUCGAUGGAUCAUGUUGUGUCUCCAUUUUAA
Molecule: messenger RNA, 477 nt
Organism: Clavispora lusitaniae ATCC 42720
Lineage: Eukaryota; Fungi; Ascomycota; Pichiomycetes; Serinales; Metschnikowiaceae
Source: RefSeq, a predicted model, not a curated record